This is a messenger RNA of Salvia miltiorrhiza (redroot sage), 1888 nucleotides long. Its product is annotated as glucomannan 4-beta-mannosyltransferase 2-like. The coding region runs from base 129 to 1724 and encodes 531 amino acids. Gene Ontology annotation, molecular function: mannan synthase activity. Lineage: Eukaryota; Viridiplantae; Streptophyta; Magnoliopsida; Lamiales; Lamiaceae. The transcript has 6 exons. Gene Ontology annotation, cellular component: Golgi apparatus. The record is from RefSeq and is a predicted model, not a curated record.
GCUCAAUUUCUCCUCUCCCUCUCUCUCUCCCAAACUACAAGCAUUCAGAGAGAAGAGAGAGAGAGAGAAAGAGCAUAAACAGCCAUUCUAUCAAACCGCAGAAAACAGAUUAUUCCCCUGUUUCAAAAAUGGGUGAAAAUUCAGGGAAGAUUUUGAUACCGGAAUCGUAUUCUUCGGAGAUGGCGUGGGAAAUUGGAAUGGUGUGGGAGCUAAUCAAAGAGCCGUUGAUUGUGCCUCUGCUGACGAUUUGCGUGUACAUUUGCUUGGCCAUGUCUGUGAUGGUUUUCAUCGAGCGGAUUUACAUGGGCGCCGUCAUCGUCGUGGUGAAGCUAUUGGGGAAGAAGCCAGAAAAGCGAUACAAAUGGGAGGCCAUGAAAGAUGAUUUGGAAGAGGGGAAUGCUGCUUUCCCUAUGGUUCUCGUUCAGAUCCCCAUGUGCAACGAAAAAGAGGUUUACAAAAUCUCGAUUGGUGCAGCGUCGAAUCUCUCAUGGCCAGCUGAUAGGCUUCUCAUUCAAGUUCUCGACGACUCCACUGACUUGCUAAUCAAGGACAUGAUUGAGAAAGAAUGCUUAAAGUGGGCAAGCAAAGGGGUUAACAUUAGAUACCAAAUUAGAGAGAGGAAAGGAGGGUUUAAGGCUGGAUUGCUAAAGCAAGGAUUAGAACACGACUACGUCAAGGACUGCGAAUACGUCGCCAUCUUCGACUCCGAUUUCCGGCCCGAACCCAAUUUUCUCCGACGAUCAGUCCCUUUUCUCAUUCACAAUCCGGAUAUUGCACUUGUUCAAGCCCGUUGGAGAUUCGUUAAUGCAGAUGAGUGCUUGCUCACAAGAAUGCAAGAAAUGUCAUUUGAUUAUCAUUUCAUGGUUGAGCAAGAAGCGGGUUCAGCAACUCAUGCAUUUUUUGGCUUCAAUGGAACCGGUGGAAUAUGGAGGAUCGCAGCAAUCAAUGACGCCGGAGGAUGGAACCACAGAACGACAGUGGAAGAUAUGGAUCUUGCCGUUCGGGCCGGUCUCAGAGGCUGGAAAUUUCUCUACCUUGGUGAUCUUCAGGUAUAUAGCGAACUCCCGAGUACUUUCAAAGCCUUCAGGUUGCAGCAGCACAGGUGGUCCAGUGGGCCGGCUAAUCUCUUCAGGAAAACGAUGAUCGGAAUCGCCACAAACAAGAAAAUAACUUUGUACAAGAAGAUGUAUCUGAUGUACAGCUUCUUCUUCAUGCGGAAGAUGAUCGUUCACUUCUUCACCUUCUUCUUCUACUGCGUGGUUCUGCCGCUCUCGGUGAUGGUGCCGGAGGUGUACGUCCCGAAAUGGGGCGCCAUCUACCUCCCCUCCAUCAUCACCACGCUCAACUCCUUGGGUACCCCUCGCUCGCUCCACCUCCUCUUCUGCUGGGUGCUCUUCGAGAACGCCAUGUCCUUCCACCGCAGCAAGGCCGUCGUCAUCGGCCUGCUCGAGGCCAAGCGCGCCAACGAGUGGGUGGUCACCGAGAAGCUCGGGGACAAGCUCAAGUACCACAGCAAGGCCUCGAGCAAGAAAUAUUCAGUAACCAAGGCCGUGGGGGAGAGGAUACAAGUGCAGGAGCUGGGACUCGCCGUGUUCCUCUUCUUCUGCGGAUGCUACAAUUUCCUCUAUGGGAAAGACAACUACUUCGUUUACCUGUUUCUUCAAGUCAUCACAUUUACAGUCGUCGGAUUUGGCUACGUUGGCACCUUUCUUCCUCCUUCUUGAAUUCAAUUCUAGCUCUAUUUAUAUAUACAUACCAGAUUUGCUUUUAUAAAAUUAAACCCUCUUGUGCUAGCUCAAUAAAACAGAAGAGAUCAUCCUAUUUUUUUGUGAAUUCUUUGUGUGUAGAAACAUAAAAUCGUGUUAUAUAUAUGCCAUCUUCAGCUUGU